This is a messenger RNA of Rosa rugosa (rugosa rose), 1581 nucleotides long. Its product is annotated as beta-1,6-galactosyltransferase GALT31A. The transcript has 12 exons. Gene Ontology annotation, molecular function: hexosyltransferase activity. Gene Ontology annotation, cellular component: Golgi membrane. NCBI's taxonomy places the organism in Eukaryota, Viridiplantae, Streptophyta, Magnoliopsida, Rosales, Rosaceae. The record is from RefSeq and is a predicted model, not a curated record. The coding region runs from base 222 to 1439 and encodes 405 amino acids.
UGGGGAGGAGCAUAAUUACAAGGUAGCCCAUCUCCCCAGAGACUGAAAUUGAUUGGUUUAAGAAAGCUGAUCGAUCAAAAAGACAUGGUUUUGUUGGUGUCUACUGUCCUCUUUCUCUAAUGGGUUUGCUUCUGUCUUCUUCAUAACGCUCCUCAGCCCCACCUUACUGGCAAAAGGUUAAUCAAAGAGAAGAAGGUUCCUUAAAGCUGAAGCCUUUGUGAAUGAAGAUGGGUCUGAGCAGACCUCACAAGGUCGGCAAUGGAGUCUCCACCAGAUGGGUUUCUCUGUUUUGCAUUGCCAGUUUCUUCUUGGGUGUUCUUGUUGUCAACAGGUUUUGGGCUGCCAUCGAUGCAGAUGAAAUUGAUGAAGAGGCUUCAUCACUGGAGAAACAUCAAUCAAGAUCUCUUCACCCCGUUGUAAACUGUGAGAAGAAGGCAAACACUGACGAGGCAGGCGACAUCUUUUCUCAAGUCUCGCAAACACAUGAUGUGAUCAGGAAGCUAGACAAGACAAUAUCCUCAUUAGAGGUGCAGCUAGCAGCAGCUAGAGCGUCCAAAUCUGACAAUGAUGAAGGAUCUCCAGUGGUUACAAAAACAGGAAGCGAAUCAUUCAAGGAGCGCCAAAAGGUUUUCUUUGUCAUGGGAAUCAUGACUGCCUUCAGCAGCAGAAAGCGAAGGGACUCAAUCAGGGAAACAUGGAUGCCUGGAGGUGACGAGUUAAAGAAGUUAGAGACAGAGAAGGGAAUUAUAAUGCGGUUUGUUAUUGGACACAGUGCAUCCUCUGGUGGUGUUUUGGAUCGUGCCAUUGAUGCAGAAGAUGAGAAACAUAAGGAUUUUUUCCGACUGAACCAUAUAGAGGGAUACCACGAAUUGUCCUCAAAAACCCAAACAUAUUUUACAGCAGCUGUCAGCAAGUGGGAUGCUGACUUUUAUAUUAAAGUUGAUGAUGAUGUGCACAUAAAUCUUGGUAUGGUUGGUUCUACUUUGGCCCGCCAUAGAUCAAAGCCUCGUACGUAUAUUGGAUGCAUGAAGUCUGGACCUGUCCUGGCACAUCAGGGGGUCAAGUACCAUGAACCAGAAUAUUGGAAAUUUGGAGAGGAGGGAAAUAAAUAUUUCCGACAUGCAACAGGUCAAAUAUAUGCAAUUUCCAAAGAUUUGGCAACCUACAUUUCAGUGCAUAGGCACAUACUUCACAGAUAUGCAAAUGAAGAUGUUUCUCUGGGUUCUUGGUUUAUUGGUCUUGAUGUUCAGCACAUCGACGAGCGAAGCCUUUGCUGUGGGACUCCUCCAGAUUGCGAGUGGAAAGCUCAAGCCGGGAACCCUUGUGCUGCAUCAUUCGAUUGGAGCUGCAGUGGCAUAUGCAAAUCGGUGGAGAGAAUGGAGGAGGUGCACCAGAGAUGCGGAGAGGGUGACGAUGCGAUUUGGCACACCAGUUUCUAAAACUAGCUUCUGCUCGCUUCGAGUAUUGUAAUGUAAAUGUGUAUGCAUUAACAGAAAAAUUGGAUGAACGAACCAUCUGCCCCAUUUUUGCUCAUUCAUGCCCGGGACAGUUUGGCAUAUGAUUAAUUUAAUCCAUUUCACA